Messenger RNA from Ipomoea triloba (trilobed morning glory), 2501 nucleotides. RefSeq names its product probable sulfate transporter 3.3. The transcript is spliced from 14 exons. The record is from RefSeq and is a predicted model, not a curated record. Bases 285 to 2240 code for a protein of 651 amino acids. Lineage: Eukaryota; Viridiplantae; Streptophyta; Magnoliopsida; Solanales; Convolvulaceae. Gene Ontology annotation, biological process: transmembrane transport. Gene Ontology annotation, cellular component: membrane. Gene Ontology annotation, molecular function: secondary active sulfate transmembrane transporter activity.
CUUUGUCCCCUUCUGAAGCCUGAGCUUCCUUCAUUUAUGAUUUUAACAUUUCAACUCCCCUCCUCCCCUCUCUCUCCCUCUAUAUAUACACGUAUCAAUUCCAUAACCAACUUAGAGAAGUGCACCUCACCAUUAUUAGCCUUGUAUCUUUGUGCGCUCAUAAUAACUCAUCCUCCUGCUAUUCCUAGACCCACACACCCAACUUUUUCCCCUCUCUUCAUCUUCAAGAGAAAAAUUGGAGCAGCAUAAAUAGAGAGAGUUGUGUGUGUUGAGUGAGUUGAGAAAUGGAAGGAAAUGGGAGCAGUGGUUUCAGAGUGGAGAUGGGUGGGGUGGAGGUAAUCCACAGGGUGGAGGAGCCACCCAAGAGGAGCACAUGGCAGAAACUGAAGGGCAGGCUGAAAGAAACCUUCUUCCCUGAUGACCCUUUUCGCCAAUUCAAAAACCAGCCUCUUAAACACAGGCUCAUUCUGGGUGCCCAGUACUUUUUCCCAAUUCUUCAAUGGGGUCCUGAAUAUAGCUUCAGAUUGUUCAAGUCUGAUGUUAUUUCUGGUCUCACCAUUGCCAGCCUUGCCAUUCCCCAGGGUAUAAGUUAUGCCAAGCUUGCAAAUUUGCCUCCCAUAGUUGGUCUUUAUUCAAGCUUUGUUCCUCCACUUGUUUAUGCUGUUCUUGGAAGUUCAAGGGAUCUUGCUGUGGGCCCAGUUUCCAUAGCUUCUCUGAUCCUUGGCUCCAUGCUCAGACAAGAAGUUUCUCCAUCUGAUGACCCAAAUUUGUUCCUCCAACUUGCCUUUUCUUCCACUUUCUUUGCUGGUCUUUUCCAAGCUUCUCUCGGCAUUUUCAGGCUUGGAUUUAUCAUUGAUUUUCUGUCGAGAGCAACGCUUGUUGGAUUCAUGGCGGGAGCUGCCAUUAUAGUUUCGCUCCAGCAGCUAAAGAGUCUUCUGGGAAUCACACAUUUCACUCAACAAAUGGGACUUGUCCCUGUUCUCAGUUCUGUUUUCCACCGUACAAAUGAGUGGUCGUGGCAAACUAUACUAAUGGGAGUUUGCUUCUUGGUCUUCCUCCUGUUCACAAGACACAUUGGCAUUAGAAGACCAAAGCUAUUCUGGAUAUCAGCAGGAGCCCCUCUUCUCUCUGUGAUUUUAUCCACUCUUCUAGUCUUUGCCUUCAAAGCUGAUAAACAUGGCAUUAGUGUCAUUGGAAAACUGCAAGAAGGAUUGAACCCUCCUUCAUGGAACAUGCUACGUUUCCAUGGGGCCCACUUGGGGCUAGUCAUCAAAACUGGGAUUGUCACUGGUAUCAUUUCACUCACUGAAGGAAUUGCAGUGGGGAGAACUUUUGCUGCCCUGAAGAACUACCAGGUUGAUGGCAACAAGGAAAUGAUGGCAAUCGGGAUCAUGAACGUCGUAGGUUCCUCGACUUCGUGCUAUAUCACAACAGGGGCUUUCUCUAGAUCUGCAGUGAACCACAACGCAGGGUGCAAAACAGCGGUUUCCAACAUUGUAAUGGCCGUGACGGUGAUGGUCACGCUCCUCUUCCUCAUGCCGCUCUUCCAGUACACCCCCAACGUCAUCCUCGGGGCAAUCAUCGUCACUGCAGUGGUCGGACUGAUCGACAUCCCCGCCGCGUAUUCUAUCUGGAAAGUCGACAAGUUCGAUUUCAUCGUCCUGUUAUGUGCCUUUUUUGGCGUAACAUUCAUCUCUGUCCAAAACGGUCUUGCCAUUGCGGUUGGGAUAUCCAUCUUUAAGGUGUUGUUGCAAAUCACUAGGCCUAAAACAAUGAUGUUGGGAAAUAUUCCUGGGACAGGGAUUUACCGCGACCUCGAUCAUUACAAGGAAGCCAUUACAACUCCUGGCUUCUUGAUCUUAAGCAUUGAAGCUCCAAUCAAUUUUGUCAAUACAACUUAUCUCAAAGAAAGGAUUUCAAGGUGGAUAGAAGAAUAUGAGGCCGAGGAGGAGCAAACCAAAAAACAAUCUGAGCUGAGAUUUGUGGUUCUUGAUAUGUCUGCUAUCAGUGCUAUUGAUACAAGUGGAGUCUCAUUUUUCAAGGACUUGAGAAUGACACUAGAAAAGAAGGGUGUUGAGCUUGUGUUGGUAAAUCCACUUGGUGAAGUCCUGGAAAAGUUACAGAGAGCAGAAGAAACCGAAGAUAUUGUGAAAUCAGAUUCUCUGUUUUUGACUGUUGGAGAAGCUGUUUCUGCACUUUCAUCAACCAUCAAGUUUCAAGUGCCAACAGAUCAUGUAUGAUUGAUCUAUUGCACUUAGUGUAAUCUCCUACUUAGCUUGUAUUUUUCUCAUCUUUAAUUUAAACCCUUAAAGUUGUGCCUGCCUUAAAUUAUUUGGAUAAAAUCCUCAAUUAAAUAUCAGAAAUGAACUUUGAACUGGAUUUCUAGAUAUUCUCAUAUUCAAUAUAUAGCAUAAUUGUACAAGCAGUUAUGUUCUGGCUAGCUUUGUAAGUGUUUGAUCUUUUUGAAAGUUCUAUGAAUUAUGAGAUAACUUCAGCUACAA